This is a messenger RNA of Hyla sarda, 3309 nucleotides long. It is a transcript of the gene CDC25A, whose product is annotated as cell division cycle 25A. Gene Ontology annotation, biological process: protein dephosphorylation; positive regulation of G2/MI transition of meiotic cell cycle; G2/M transition of mitotic cell cycle. Gene Ontology annotation, cellular component: nucleus; cytoplasm. Gene Ontology annotation, molecular function: protein tyrosine phosphatase activity. Lineage: Eukaryota; Metazoa; Chordata; Amphibia; Anura; Hylidae. The record is from RefSeq and is a predicted model, not a curated record.
AUCCAAGGCGGGCUGGGGCGUCCGACAUGGUGCUCGGUUAUGGUUAAGAGGGAGAGCUGCGGGCCGAGCCGGUAGAGUCAUCGUAUGUCCGGCCGUGAGGGCGCCCGCUGAGGCCUGUGUGUACGGGAGAACAGGGAAGUGAAGUGAUUGUGCCCGGCCGCAGAGUCUUCUGUGAGGAUGGACAUGUACCGCUCGGCCCCGGCUCACAUCCGGGAGAACAGCAGCCUCUCCGGGCUCCCCGUGGUGAAGGCCUUAUUCUCCUGCGAGACCGCCCUGUCCCCGGUCACCAACCUCACCCUCAACAUGGACCUGCUGGCGGGACUGGGGAGUCAAUGUGAGACGCCCAAGAGGAAGCUCUCUGAGCGCUUUUCUUUGCAGAGAUCAGACUCCUCAGAGUCCACAGAUGCAGGUCUUGGUCCAGAAUCGCCCAGUUCAAUUAACUUCAUGGAAGUGGAAAAGACGUUUAAAAAGACACUGUUUGAUUCUGGACAGAAUAAAAAUGCAAAAUUACCCCUGGGGCGGAGACGAUCCCUGCCUCAAAAAUCCCUUGGUUCCAGUCCUGCCUUUAAGAGAAACCUCUCAGAUUCCUUGGAUUGUGAAGUAUUUGAUGAUGAAAACAAAGAAAAUGAACCCUUUCAAUUCAAGAUCCCAGCCAGGCCAGGUUUUAGAAGUUUCUCACGACCUCGGUGCCAGGGAGAAGGCAAAGAAGCACUUGUGCAAAGGCAGAAAUCCGCUCCAGCCUGCAUGUUUUCUUCUCCUGACAAGGAUUCUGACUUCAGAGGACAUGAUCAGGUGUUUGUAAGGAAGUCGUCUUGCACGUCCACUACAACGGAAAGCAGUGACGAUGGCUUCCUGGACAUGUUAGAUGAAGAUGAAGAGAACGAUACAGAGAUUCCGUGUGGUGUUGCCAGUCUCUGGACUGCUCCUCUGGUCCUGAACCGCCCCGAGCUGUGUUAUGAGGCUGGUUCCCCUUUACAUAAUCACAAAAGCAGACUGUCAGCAAAGAGGCCGGAGAUUCCACAUGGAGACAUGCCAGAGAAAAUCAAGAGGCGGCGCAGCAUGAUCGAGGUGGGAGAGCCUGAGAAGGCUACGUGUCUAAUACGGUCCAAGUCAUUCUCUAAAACUAUUGAAAACUUAUUUGAUAGUGACCAAAGUGAUCUUAUCGGAGACUUUUCCAAGGCCUUCUUAUUUCCAACUGUGAGCGGUAAACACCAGGAGCUGAGAUACAUUACCCCGGAGAUGAUGACUGUGAUCCUUAAUGGGAAGUUUGAUUCCCUCAUCGACCUACAUGUGAUUGACUGCAGAUACCCAUACGAGUAUGAAGGGGGCCACAUAAGGGGAGCCCUCAAUCUAUACAUGGAACAGCAGGUAGAAGACUUUCUGCUGAAGAAUCCCAUCUGGACUCCUGGGGCCAAGCGAGUGGUCAUCAUCUUUCACUGCGAGUUCUCCUCUGAGCGCGGCCCCAGAAUGUGCAAGUUCUUACGAGAGAAGGACCGAGACAUGAAUGAAUACCCCCAACUGCACUACCCAGAGCUGUACAUCUUGGCAGGAGGCUACAAGGAAUUCUUCCAAAAGUGCACGUCCUUUUGUGAGCCCCAAGGUUACCGUCCUAUGCACCACGAAGAUUUCAAAGAAGAUCUGCGGAAGUGUCGCAUGAAAAGCCGGACGUGGGCCGGAGAGAAGAGCAAGCGGGAGCUGUACAGCCGUCUCAAGAAGCUCUGAAUGCACUGUAUGAACUGCGGCCACUGACCGGGAGCCAUCUAUGGGACUGUCCUAGACUUGACCCUGGGAAGUGGAGCAGACCAAGCGGCAGUGUCCUUGCACUGCACAGCUGUCAAUGAGGAUUUACUUAGGACUGCCUGGUGCAGCCGAGUUAUGUAAGCUGCCGCUGACUAGUCUCUUGGUGACGCGUAACGCCUACAGACCCCAUGACCUACAGCAGGAUUCUUUGUGUUUCUCUUCAGCAGAGAUAAAGACCCCCGGUGGAGCAUGAGCUGAGGUCUUGCUGUCAUGCAAUUUUAUACUUAAUUUUUUUUUUUUUUUAUAUUUUACGCUUAUGUUCUCAGUUUGAGAAUUUUGAUUGAAUCAAGGAUUCAUAUUAUGGCAAUUAUUGGUUUUACCCUGUGACCCCUUUUACUGUGGAGUUUUAAACUUUUAAUCAUUGUCUCCCAGGACCAAAACAAAGGUCUCCAAACCUGUAGGGUCUAAUUGCCUGGGGGGUGUGAUAUACCCCCCAACCCUCUUGAUUUGGCAUAAAUUGCACAAUUUCUUGCUCCCAUGCUUCUUUCAGAUGCACCGAACUUGCAGAAGUUCUGUUAACUUGCUAAACAUCUGGGCAGAACUGGUGCAACUUCUUUCUUUGUCCAUUGAUUGACAAUGCGCCUGUCAAGGUCGAGUUUAUAAUUAUGUCUUGGGGGCUCUUUUUGGCAGCAUUGCUUUAUACAUUCGCGUGCACUUAAAUUUUUAGGUCGGAUUCACAGUUUAAUUCUGCGUUCUAAUCUACAUAAACAGGAGUCACGAUAAGGUUUACUGUAACCCUUAUUGAUUCGGUGGUAUACCCCAGAGCUAAACUCAAAAUUCUGCUCUCGGUUCAAUACUAGAUAUGGAAUACUCUGAAGUGACAACUUUUUAUGUAGAUUUUAAUUAACAUUAAAGCUGUAAAAUGGGAUCGGGUUGUGAUCCUUUGGCCUCUAUGGUUAUUAUGUCUGUGCAGGAAACAAUUGGGUCUCCUUGGAUUGGAAAAAAAAACAUGGCUGCUUCUGGAAGCCACUUAAAUCUUGUCCAUGAGUUGGUAUUGCGUCUCUGCUCCACUGAAUGGGGUUGGGCUGCAGUACUGUAGACUGUGUAGAUCAGCAUCGUGCUGUCUUUUUAAAAGGCAGCCAUGUUUCUCAUCCUGUAACUGGAUGGUAGGGUCUUCCCCAGCUCGGAAAACGACGACCAUUGUCUUGGUAGAUAAAGGAAGUUGUAGCUCUGCUACGGGUGGGGAACGGCAUGUGCCGUAUACAAGGGAGACCCAAUGGGUUACUUCAUGGACAUAAGUAGCGAUGCUGAAGCCCCUAUCUGUGGGUUGUAACUUUCUAAUCGUGUUUUAAUGUAAAUUUUAUGUUGUCUGACAGGGGUUGGUUUGGGUUUGAUUUUGCCAUCUACGCCCGUUCUGUUUGCAGCCUGGACCGGUUGAUGCUUGUCCAGGAGAUCAUGUGCAUUGUGUGUUGACUAUGGUCAUGUGACUGUUCCAGGUUUGCAAUAUCCUGUAGGGAAUAUGCAGUUCUGUAUCUUGUCUUUCUCCUUACAGGAAAAUAAAUGACAUAA